Ochotona curzoniae (black-lipped pika) is the source of this 7641-nucleotide messenger RNA. RefSeq names its product ataxin 1 like (gene ATXN1L). The coding region runs from base 314 to 2386 and encodes 690 amino acids. Gene Ontology annotation, cellular component: nucleus. Gene Ontology annotation, biological process: anatomical structure development; regulation of DNA-templated transcription. Gene Ontology annotation, molecular function: protein binding; RNA binding. The transcript is spliced from 3 exons. The record is from RefSeq and is a predicted model, not a curated record. Lineage: Eukaryota; Metazoa; Chordata; Mammalia; Lagomorpha; Ochotonidae.
AUCUCCGAGCGCCUGGCUCGGGGUGGGGGGGCGCUGGGUGUGGGGCGGCUCCGGGGCCGGGGAUGGCGGCGGCCGCGGGUGCGGCGGCUCCGGGACGAACAGGAGAAGCCCUGGGAGCACUGUGAGAUGGGCCGGCUCCCAGGCCACCCGGGAGGACACGAACUACAGCUGCUCGGAAGCCCCCAGGGGAGCUCAGAUGUGGGCACCCCAGCCAGCAGCAGAGAGGGGUGCAGGGAAGCCACAGAGAAGUCCCUUCUGAUGCCCCAAGGAACAAGCCGACCCCUUCCAACCUCCAGGAACACCACAAAGCAAUAUGAAACCUGUUCAUGAGAGGAGUCAGGAAUGCCUUCCACCAAAGAAACGAGACCUCCCCGUGACCAGCGAGGAUAUGGGGAGAACUACCAGCUGCUCCACUAAUCACACACCCUCCAGCGAUGCCUCUGAGUGGUCCCGAGGGGUUGUGGUGGCGGCCGGGCAGAGCCAGGCAGGAACCAGAGUCAGCCUGGGAAGUGAUGGAGCUGAGGCCAUUACUGGUCUGACGGUGGACCAGUAUGGCAUGCUGUAUAAGGUGGCUGUGCCACCUGCCACAUUCUCACCGACUGGCCUCCCAUCCGUGGUAAACAUGAGCCCUUUGCCCCCCACGUUUAAUGUAGCGUCUUCACUGAUCCAGCAUCCCGGAAUCCACUACCCCCCGAUUCACUAUGCUCAGCUCCCAUCCACCUCACUGCAGUUUAUCGGGUCUCCUUACAGCCUUCCCUAUGCUGUGCCACCAAGUUUCCUACCGAGUCCUCUCCUUUCUCCUUCUGCCAACCUCACCACCUCUCAUCUCCCACACUUUGUGCCAUAUGCCCCCCUCCUGGCAGAGGAGGCCGCUCCCUCGCCCCAGGCGUCAUCCCCCGCCCACUCAUUUAACAAAACCCCUUCUGCCACCUCCCCAUCUGGGCAGUUGCCACAUCAUGCGAGUACGCAACCACUGGACCUCGCUCCAGGCCGGAUGCCCAUUUAUUAUCAGAUGUCCAGGUUGCCUGCUGGGUAUACCUUGCAUGAAACCCCUACAGCAGGUGCCAGCCCAGUUCCAGUUCUUACCCCUCAGGAGGGCCAGCCCGCUCUGGAAACAGCUUCUGCCAAUGGAGGACAGAGGCGAGAACGAAAUUUGUUAAGACGAGAAAGUGAAGCCCUCGAGUCCCCCAGCAGCAAGGGUGAAGGCCAAGGACUGGUGCCAGUGGUGGAGUGUGUGGUGGACGGACAGUUGUUUUCAGGUUCUCAGACUCCACGGGUGGAGGUGGUGGCGCCGGCACAUCGAGGAACCCCAGACACGGAUCUUGAGGUGCAGCGGGUAGUUGGCGCUUUAGCUUCUCAGGAUUAUCGCAUGGUGGCAGCUCAGAGGAAGGAUGAACCUAGCCCCCUUAACCUGUCCCAUCAUACCCCUGACCAGCAGGGUGAGGGGCGAGGGUUAGCCAAGAACCCUGCAGAGCUGACAGAGAAAAAUCAGGCCCGUGGGCUCUAUCCUCAAUCCCAUCAAGAAGCGGUGAAACAUAGACCUUUACCCAAAGCAAUGGUUGUAGCUAAUGGCAACCUGGUGCCCACUGGAACUGACCCAGGCCUGCUGCCUGUGGGCUCGGAGAUCCUGGUGGCAUCAAGUCUGGACAUGCAGGGCAGAGCCACCUUCCCAGACAAGGAGCCAACGCCACCCCCCGUUACCUCCUCCCACUUGCCCUCCCAUUUCAUGAAAGGCGCCAUCAUCCAGCUGGCUACAGGGGAGCUGAAGCGGGUGGAGGACCUCCAGACCCAGGAUUUUGUGCGCAGUGCCGAAGUGAGUGGGGGGCUGAAGAUUGACUCCAGCACGGUUGUGGACAUUCAGGAGAGCCAGUGGCCUGGAUUUGUCAUGCUGCAUUUCGUGGUCGGUGAGCAGCAGAGCAAAGUGAGCAUCGAGGUGCCUCCUGAGCACCCCUUCUUUGUAUAUGGCCAGGGUUGGUCCUCCUGCAGCCCUGGGCGGACUGCACAGCUCUUCUCUCUGCCCUGUCACCGGCUACAGGUGGGGGAUGUCUGCAUCUCUACCAGUUUACAGAGCUUGAACAGUAACUCCGUUUCUCAGGCCAGCUGCGCUUCGUCAGGCCAGCUGGGGCCCCGAGAAAGGCCUGAGAGGACAGUCUUGGGACCCAGAGAGCUAUGUGACAGUGAGGGGAAGAGCCAACCAGCAGGAGAGGGCUCCCGUGUGGUAGAGUCCUCCCAGGCUGAGCCUGGUGCUCAGGCCUGCUGGCCAGCUCCAAGCUUCCAAAGAUACAGCAUGCAAGGGGAGGAGGCACGGGCUGCGCUGCUCCGUCCCUCUUUCAUUCCACAGGAGGUAAAGCUGUCCAUCGAAGGGCGUUCCAAUGCGGGAAAAUGAACAUCUUCUCCAGACCAGGCAUGGGGAUGUAACCCCAGCGCUGGGCCUCACCAUAGGCAGGCAGAGGAGUUGCACACGCUGAGCAGGGAAAGGCUCUCUGGGGGAAAGAGGAGGCAUGGAGAUAGCCUCUCCAGGUGGGACCCGUUGCUCAUUGCCCCCAUGGCAUCCUUUCAAGACAGCCCCAGAGGGUGCUGUGUCGGAGCACAGCAGGCCUGAGCCAAGAAAGGAACGGGGUGCACACAGAAUAAGAAACAUUCCAAAACCAGGGCCUCCCUGUUCUUUCCUCUCCAUCCCUAGCUCUGGUGAGGGAAAGUACAGGCUUUGGGAGCAGGUGGCAGAGGGAGGCAGAAGAGAAAGAGCCAAAAAUGAUGAUCCACAGCUUAUAGUAGCAGUUAAACUGUCUGAAGUUUUUGUUUUUUGGUUUUUUUUUUUUUCUUCAUUUCUUUGGUGGAGGGCAGGAGGCCCAAUGGUUGGAAAUAAGAGGGUUCCCACCCAGGACCCGUCUUGUGAGCAAUGUGCACUUUAAAGGGUGAUUUUGUUACAGACGUCUGUGGCUGGGUUUGUUGGGGUGGAGCGCUGUCACCUAAAGGACUCUGCUUGAGCCUCUGCUCCAGCCCUUUCCUAUCUCUUCCUCACCAUUCCUACAAGGCUUCUAGGGAGCCGAAAGAGAGAGAGAGAGGCCUCUCCAGGGUUCACUGAAAGGGUUGGAGAACUCUGAGACAAGGACUUGAUAGCUGGGUGAUGUUGGGGCUCCAGGCAAGGCCUCUGGAAAGGUGUCUGGCCUCACAAAGCUCCUCCCACACAGCAUGCCAAGCAAGUGAUGGAGCGCCUCGUUGGUAAAUGGUGACUUUGGAAAGAACCAGUGGAGCCUCUCCCCCAGGCACCCAUCCCCCUCCGACCUCUGUGUGUCGUGCCUAAGUGCCUGCGCUGCCCCCACCCUUUUGCUGCCCUGACCCUCUGCAUGUGUUGUGCCCUGGGCGUCAUUUGUGGCUGCACUGCCUCUCCUUUGCAAAGUUGACUGUCCUCCAACCAAGACCUCUGAUUUGCUUCUCAGCUAUGCUCUCUGGUUUUGAAAACUCAAAAUCAUGUCCCCUCCUCUGCUGCUGCUGCCAAACAGCUUGGUGGAGAACCAAGAAGGGAACUAUGCCCUGAGCCAGGGCAGAUGCCCCCACUGGGCAGUGCCCAUCCUGGCACUUUUCCACAGCCAUUCCCAACUUAAUCCACUGACUCUCAUACCAUUCAGAACUCUGCAAGCUGUGCCCUCUCACCGCCAGCUCCAAGGUUCCAGGAUGUCCUUGAUAAUAUUUCAUUGCCUGAAGUAGAUUUCGUCUCGUGAUGGUACUUGCCUCUGCAAAGAGUAUUUUCCAUCUUAUUUGCAUUUACCCCUGUACAUCUUUUAGUAUCAGCUUUGAGUGUGGAAUUCCACUGGGUAUUGGGAAUUAAGCUCUUCCAUCAACUUAGGUGGGUGACUUUUUGUUUGUGUUUGGGGGAUUGGGUCUUUAGACUCUUGAAGGCAACUCAGGGUAUUGUCUUACACCCAGCCCUCUGGUUAGGCUUCUAGGGUAUGACCCUGGCAUUUCCUUCAUAAAUUUACCGGGACUGGCUGAGAUCUGAUGUCUGCUCUGUCAAAGACUUUAGGCAAGUCUUGUGACCUUGCUCUUUCACUUCCUCCCCAGCUGCCAAAUGGGGAUAAAUAAUCUUACCUACCUCCUGGGAGGAGGGGAAGUUCUGAGAAUGGAGUCAUUCUUAGUGUUCAGGUGCUAAAGGUUGUUCUCCUGGGGGAACAGUGACUGUAUCUGCUUGUUUGCUACAAGCCCUACACUCCACUCUUGAUUUCUUGAGAGCCAGUUACCUGGUCAGUCAGCUUUUGGGGUCCAUCCAAGGAAGCCAUUGGGUCUGACCAUGAGUACUCACUCUCCACUUCCUGUCAGAACCAACACCAACCUUGUGCUGCAUUGUGAUCAUGCCCUUUCCUUCUUCUGUUCCCCAUUCUCUCUGAAUGCUGCUUUCUUGGGCUUGUUCCCUCCAGUGGGGCCCUGUGGGGUUGGGUCUGGAGGAAAACCCCUCAGAUAAGAGCUUUGGGGAAGCCCUCUUUCCCUGGCUGUCUCAUGAGUAGCUCUUCCCUAAGGAUAAUUGUACGGGUUUCUGACAAGCAUCCUUCCUUCUGGGAAGGCUCAUUGAAUCUAGCGACAUGCACACAGAAGAUGCUCAAGAAAUGUCCUCCAAGGACAACUAACAGCUUCCUCCUAUGGGAGCCAACCUAUCUCUUAACCAGGUUCAGGCCAGAUAGGUUAGAUCAUGUCACCCCCCCUGAGGCCAGUUGUGACUUCCCAGCCUGGGAACUUCUGCGUAACCCUGGGAAGUUGGUCCCCGCCUUCUGCUGCUGCUUCCCAUGUUCCUUGCUGGAGAAGCAACGCCAGCAGCUCCCCUGAUGCUGUGCCAUGUGUACAGAGUAUAAUACUUGAUUUUGCUGAGUUGGAAAUCUGUCUUUCCUGAAGUAGGAUUGCUUUAGGCAAAGGAGCUCUGUGCUGUACAUCUUGGUCAGAGCUGGUAUCAUUUUUGCCUUUACUCUGUUCAGUCUUUUCUUCCAGGCAUGAGAAGUAAGAAUCAGUGGUAUGCCCAUGCUUCUUCAUGCUAAUUUCCUAAGUUUGCAAGAGACAGAGUGGUUUUAAUGGGAAGGAAGAGGUCAGCUUUUGACGAUGGCUAAAGCCAGUCCCUUGUCAGGGUGGGACAUUCUCAGAGUUGCGUGUGGAAAGGAGUUACCAGUAAUGCUGGCACUGUGCAGAAAUGCUGAUACUGAUUUGGGAGAAGAGGAACCUGGUAAUGGAAUCACAAUAAUCCCAAUCUUGUAUCAUCAUUUCUAUUAAGACUAGUGUCUGAGGGAGGGGUGGCAUGAAAGAAGGGGCUCUGGGAAUGAAGAACCAAGCGCAUGAGGCCAAGGGGAUGGGGGUGUUCGUUAGAGAUGGCCUAACCCUUCUGCUCUCUUGGUCCCAGUGGGUUGCAACACCAAGAGCUUUGUGCUAUGCUGCUUUGCUACUGCUGCUCGGUGUCUUGCCUGCUGCCUUCUCUAACUCCCAGUCCCUCCAUGUCUUCAGUCAUGUAGAUUAAAUCCAGGCCUCCUGUUCGUUCUUCCCUCUGUUCUGCCAGUGUUAUUUUAUAGCAGUCAUGUCAGAUGGGGAUGGUAGGAAAUGCUGCUGGUGAGCUGGUGAAUCCAAAGGGAUAUGGCGUCAGUGCUGUCAGGAGCCUUGUGGCUCUAAAGAUUUGACUGUAUUGAAGGAAUAAGUGGGUCUUGCAAGUAGGUUUUCUGUUGUAUUUACUUAUUUCCUUUGUGGUUUCUUGUGUGCUGUUUUAAUAACUAAGGGAGGGGUACCACCGCACCUGUGCCAGUAUUCUAGUGAGUAUGUCUAGCUCAAGUUGUGGGUUUGGGGUAGAAGAGGGUUUGAAGUUUGACUAGCCCCUUUGGAGGAGUUUAUUUAUAUUAUUGCCAGUGGGCAUCAUAGGUGAUUAUGGGGGUGCAUAGGAUGGUGGCAUGAGUGAAAUUGGCUGUAUACAGGCAUCCUGAAAAGUUGAGUGAUCACACUGGAGCUAAAGGCUGGAUAUGGGGAUUACUGGGAAAGGGCCGGGGUCCUUGGAGUAAAGAUAGUCUAGUGAACUGAAUUGGCCAUCGGAGAUUAGGUCACAGUCUUAGAAGCAAAUAGAACAGAGGCUAAGUUCCAGGGAGAUAGCUUAGCCUCCUAGGGCUAAGUUUAUUUAACACACUGAAGCUACAGUAGUUUCCAGAUGGGAAAAAGGAAACACUACAGUUAGAGACCUGACCGUACUAGGUUGGAUGUUUUGAUCGGGAACCUAUUAGUCCUUUGCUGGGAGGUCACCCUCCAGCUUCCCUGGGGUAGGGAAGGUCUCCCACAUUAUGCAAUAAUAAAACAAGCAUCUGGGUCUUUGCAGCUGUCAGUUGUUCUUUCAACUCCAGGAUCCAGCUUUGGGCCAGAAGGCUGGUCUGGGCCUAGGAGGACACUGGCCUCGAGAUGCUCGAGCAGCUGCACACUUUCCUGCCGACUAUGCACAGCGCCGGGGCGGAAGGAGGAGAGGUGGCAGUUGGCUCUGUUGAGCCUCCCCAGCAGGAACAGUAGUAAUAAAUGCACUUUUCUCACACUAAGGUUUCUUUAUUUGUUCACCUGUUAAGCCUAGCUCCUUCCCCACUAGAUUGCAAACUCGAAGUCUGUGUGAUCCCAAAGCCAUUCCACUGCACAUGCCCAGCAGUGAGAAUGGCCUCAGAUUGGGUCCCUGUCUGCAGUGUGUGUGGCAGCAGCCCAUGUGCCUUUACCUAUUGUCAAACUUGCAAGCAUUUAUUCUGUCUUUCUGACUAUCAUGAGGACUGAGGCUCUUCAGAGAGAAAGAGCAAACCGAUGACAGUGGUUUUACACCUACCCUUGGACAGGGAGUUUGCACAUACUUGUGAGCUGUGAGUGGUUUGUGCACUGCUGGUGUCACUGAAGGCAGGUUGAUCUCGCUUGGUAGUCACAGUCAAGAGAAUCUCGAUUGUGUUGGGGAAGAGACCAGCUCUACUCAUGGCUAACUUGAAGUAUUAAAAUAAGGCUGUCCCUACAAGUUUCCUAGUCAUACAGGAUCCCUGUAGCCAAAACAGUGGAAGUUCCAGCUGCAGAGAGUAGACUGCUCUCAGCUUGCACAGCACCUUAGGGGAGGGAAGAAUAGACAGAUCAGGGAUGGGGUGGAGAAAGAAGGAUGGGAAUGUUGUCAUCUAGGUGGCUUUAGGGUCCUGAGGAAUAGAGAAGGACGGCACUUGGGGAGGUGUGGAUGGAUCUGUGUAGGAGUUCCCUGUAGAUAAAUUUCUGAUCCCCCAACUACUAUCCCCAGUAUGUAAUGGCUGACUUAAUAUGUAAUCAACUGCAUUGUAUCUAAAGCCUUAGAACUAGUCAGGUGCUCCCCCCCACCCAAUACCACUUCUUACCCUCUAAUCCUACCUGAUCUUUAACAAAGCAUUAAUAAUUCUAAGGAUAAUCUCUAUUUUGUUGUGCUUUUUUGUAACUGUUUUAAAUAAAUCAAUUUGUACUGUAUAUUUGUACUUUUGUGAGAUCCUUUUUGCUGUUUUACCAUUUUAAGUCUCUGUACUUGGCUACACACAGAUUGUAUUUUUAUUGUUAAUGCUCUUCUUAUGGAUACCUGCAUUUAACUUGUGGACUAUGUAAACACAAUAUAUAUCAAUAUCUAUAUAUCUAUAUAUCUAUCUAUAUAAA